AUGAAAGGAGUUUUAUACUGCUCUUCAGCUAACGGUGUGGAGGUGCACAGAAAUAAGAAAUUAAAAAAACCCCUCUCUGCUGCCGGUUGGCUCUGGGUCUGUGGGGCUCGCCUUGCUCUCCUUUCCGGAGCGGUGGGCCGCAGCGUUCGCGGCUGCGCUGCGCCCGGAUUGCGCACCCGUGCGCCGGUCCCUGGCUCUCUCCCGUGGGCUCCGGGGCUUCCUCCGUGCCCGGCGGGGGCGGUGUGAGGAGCGCGCGGGCUCCGGCAGGGCGUGGGGCGCCGCUCCUGCCGCCGGAGGCAGACGAGGAAGCGGAAGCGCCGCUGCAACAUCAGCAAAGCAGCAGCAAGAGGAGGAGGAGGAGGAGGACGAGGAGGAACCGGCCAGGGACGCGCCGCCCCCGGGAGUGAGUAAGGACGGAACCCCCCCCCACGCACAACACACACAAGCAACACCCCAGCCCGGGGAGACGGGGAAGAGCAGCAGGCCUGACACCCCACCCCCGAUUCGGACGCAGCAGGAUCCCCCAAGAGAGGGCGCCGCGCCCUGCGCAAGGCUGGAGUAGGUUGCGCCCCGCGCGCCCCUCGCCGGCCAGGCCAGCGGGUCACUUGCGCGCCCCUCACCUCCGGUACACAGAGAUCUCUCCUCUCCCCCACAGAGAGCAGCGACGCCCCUGCGCCUCUGGCCUCCGUGGCCGGAGAAAGGGGGAAGCGGGUGGACAGCGGGGGCACUGGCCACCCAGGAGUAGAGGUGAUCGUGUGUUUUUCCUACCCACCUCCCGGCAGGGGAAAGGCGGAAGCUCAGGAGCAGAACACCUGCUUGGCAUGCAGAAGGUCCCAGGUUCAACCCCGCCACAUUUCCAGGUAGGGCUGGGGGAGAUUUCCGGCCUGAAACCCGGCAGAUCUGCUGCCAGUCAGUGUAGGCAGCGCUGAGCUAGGCAGACCAAUGAUCUGACGCCCUACAAGGCACCUGUCAGUUUUUGUUAGGGGGAAGGGCUGGUGGUUCUGUGGCAAGAGCACCUGCUUGGCAUGCAGAAGGUCCUGGGUUCAAUCACGGGCAUCUGGAGGUGGGGUUGGGAGGGAUCCAGAAAGCCUGAGGAACUGCUGCCCGGAUGCUGAGCAAGAUGGACCAGUGGCUGGUACAUGUUGACUCCCUAUUUCCUUAUGUUCAGGACAUGAGACCUGAAAUCUCAUUUGAGGGGAAGGGCUGUAGCUCGAUGGUGGAGCAUCUGCUUGGUAUGUAGAAGUUUCCAGGCUCAAUUUCCAGCAUCCAUUGGUGGGGCUGGGAAAUAACAUGGGAAUAACCCCUGAGAAUUGUGUAAACAAUGUCAAAGGAACCAGAUUGACUCUUGGUUCCAUUCAGGCCCUAUGUGCACAAAAACAUUUAAAGCUUUACACAGUCACUGCAUGACCCCUAUUGCCUUCCAGAGCUACAACCCCCACAGUUCCCUGGGAAGAAUGAUUGACAGUCAAACCACUCUAGAAAUUUUUAGCUCUGUGGGGGGAACAGGAUCUCUCACUAAAACUUGGUACCCUUAACAAACUACAGCUCCCAGAAUUCUUUGGGGUUAUUCAAAGUAGUGUGAUACAGCUUUAAAUAUGCAAUAUAGAUGGGGCAUAAGCAAAAGGCAGAUUCCAAGGCUGAGGAAGGGCUGUAGCUCAGUGGCAGAGCAAAGGAUCACAGGAUCAUAGAAUCAGAAGGGACGCUGAGGGUCAUCUAGUCCAACCCCCUGCAAUGCAGGAAUCUCAGCUUGAUAAUGCAUCCAUCCUCUGCUUAAAAACUUCCAAGGAAGGAGAGUCCACCACCUUCUGAGAGAGUCUGUUUCACUGUCUGACUCUAACAGCUCUUAGUGUUAGAAAGUUCUUCCUGAUGUUUUGUCGGAAAUCUCCUUUAUUGUCAUUAGAAUCCAUUGGUUUGUGUCCUACUUUCCGGAGCAGGAGAAAGCAAGCCAUUUUCCAUGUGACAGCUCUUGAGAUAGUAGAAGAUGGCCAUCAUAUCUUCUCUUUCCCAGGCUAAACAUACCCAACUCCCUCAGCUGUUCCUCACAAGUCUUGGUUUCCAGACCUUUGAUCAUCUCAGUUGCCCUGCUCUGCAGGUAGAGCUGGCAAGGCUCCCUGUAAGUCAGCUGCAGAAGUACAUAAGAGGAUCUCGCUGGAGCUGGCCAAUGAGCCCACCAGGUGCCUGUGGGAAGCCUUCAAGCUGGACGGGAGCCCAAGUGCCCUCUCCCCUCCUGCCGUUUCCUGCAACUGGCAUUCAGGAGCAUUGCUGCCGCCAAACAUGCAAGCAGAGCAUAGCUAGCAGGCUUUGAUAGCCGUCUCCUCCAUGAAUUUGUCCAAUCCUUUUUGAAGGCCAUCCUAGUUGGUAGCCAUCACUGAGCACGUUCCAUCAUUUACCUGUGGGAGCAAGGACUUUACAGUGGUACCUCGGGUUGCAUACGCUUCAGGUUACAUAUGCUUCAGGUUACAGACUCCACUAACCCAGAAAUAGUGCUUCAGGUUAAGAACUUUGCUUCAGGAUGAGAACAGAAAUCGUGCUCCGGCAGUGCGGCGGUAGCAGGAGGCCCCAUUAGCUAAAGUGGUGCUUCAGGUUAAGAACAGUUUCAGGUUAAGUACGGACCUCCAGAACGAAUGAAGUACUUAACCCGAGGUACCACUGUAUUUUAUCUGCCCUGAAUCUUCUAACAUUCACCUUCAUUGGAUAGCCAUGAAUUCCAGAGUCACAAGAGGUGGAGAAAAACUUUUCUCUAUCCGUUUUCUCCAUGCCACGCAUGUUUUAUUUUAAUAAACUAUCAUGUCACCUCUCAACUCUCCUUUCCUCGAAACCUAAAGGUCCCAAGCGCUGCAACAUAAGGGAAUCUCUCCACCCCCCUUGAUCGUUUUGGUUUCCAACCUUUUCCAGCUCUGCAAUACCCCUUUUUUGAGGUGAGGUCUCAGGUUCAGUCCCCAGCAUCUCCCGGUAGCCUUGGAAAGUCUCCCUUCCUGAAACAUCAGAGAACCUCUCCAGUUCAUGUGGUGGUGCUCUGGCCCGUCUGCUGGGGAGAGGUUGCUGUGGCUUAAAGAGGUUUCGUGGGGUUUUCCCUUAUAGGAAUCAACAUGCAAUAUGGCAGCUGCAAUGGAGACUGAGCAGCCAGGGCUCGAAAUCUUUGAAACGGCCGAGCACAGGGAGAAUGUGGCGCCUGGGGAGAAGGCCAAGCUGGAACCGUACUACGUGGAGAGGUAUUCCUGGAGCCACCUGAAGAAGCUGCUGAAUGACACCAGGAAGGACCACGGCUGCCUGAUGGCCAAGGCGCCCCACGACUUCACCUUUGUGAAGAGGACGGAUGCAGAGAGCCCCCACUCGGACAGGGUCUAUUACCUGGGUAAGUUUUGACAGCUUCCCAUGCAGCCUGGAGGAUUUCUGCUGUGUCUUGUGUUGCUUUCAAAGAAUCUCAGCUAAGCAACGUGUAUGAACCAGGGAUCCUGGUUUGCAACAAACCAUGGUUAGUUUCCAAGCAACCCAGCUUUAAACCUUGGGUUAUAAAGCUGGCAUGUGUAACCCUUAAAAGUGAGAAUAAACUCAUCAGACGUCCUCCUGCGAGGAGGAGAGGGGACCUAUGUUGGGUUCACAGAGCAGUAAGCCAUGGUUUAGUUCUGCGUUCAAACUGAGCCUGUCUGUCUCUAAAUACCAGUUAUCGGGGUGGUGGAAAUAAUGCCAUGUAAAGAUUCUGAAGAAGAUUCAUCCUCAGUUUAAGCCAGGAAGGCUCAUGUUAUAUUCUUAUUUCCUUAAGAUUUUGGGAAAUGUGCAGAUUUGUUAAAAUUGAAUUGGUUACAAGCUGAAUCAGCUACUUGUUCUUAACUUUAUUAGCUGAAUAGUGAAUUGUUAAAAUAAUACUGACUGAAAAUGAAAAUAAAAAUAGAACUGCAUCGAAAGGGGUUUAUUUUAGAAAUCAUGGUAGUUUUUGGUUUUAAAGUCUCCCAACAGGAUUUGGCUUCUCUCUUCCUUAUCUGCUUGGUAUUCGGCUAAUGCAAAAAUAAAUAAAUUGCAAACUGUGUUUUGUUUUUUAAUACUCAGCAAUGUCCGGUGAGAACAGAGAAAAUACACUUUUCUAUUCUGAAGUUCCCAAAAACAUAAACAAGGCUGCGAUUCUUUUGCUCUCGUGGAAGCCACUCUUGGAUCUUUUUCACGUAGGUGACUAGCCUGAAUCUUACACAUUUCAUUCCCUCCCUUUCUCCUUUUCCAGUGGACAGACUUCCAGGUAAUGACACACCCUGUCUGAGAGACUGGCAGCUGUCAAAGAUGAAAACCCAUUAGCAAAGGGUAUCGUAACAGCUCUAAUGUUUGUUCCAGCUCUCCUCCUGCCUAGCUACACUCGUUGCCAAUUAAAAAUUCAAAGCAUUUUCCAUUUCUAAUAUAUUUUGCUUGUAUGCAUUUGGUGAGCCGCCCUUUGUUGAGACAGCUCCUUCUUCCAUUUACCUAAAAAAGCAUUUAAUACAGAUUGCCUCAGCCUGGUUGCUGCAGUUUUCUUAAGGAAAAAGGCAUGGCAGAGGUCUUUGGGCACAAUUCAGCAAGUGUUGUUUAUUAUGGGAGAUGUCCACUGUUACUCAUACUCUAGAGUAAACCCACAGAAAUUGUUGGGACUUCCAUUGGUUUCAGUGGGUCUGCUCUUGAUUCAGCUGAAUAUCAACAUAUUUAAUCUAUAUUUAAUCUGAUAUAUAUAUAUAUAAUCUACAAAUUAGAAACCCUAAAGUGAAACUAAAUGCAUCCUGUCAAUAUUGCAGUUUAAAAAAUCGAGAAUGAAAAUAUUGAGUAGUGCAUUCUAAAAAUUAACGCCCCCAUGUAGGUGUCUAAAACAGGUCGGUUGACUCCUCUCCAGUUACAUGGGGGGAAAUCUGAUCAUUGUGAUGUAAGCCCCCUUUGGAAUCCAUGGGACUUCAUUCCUCAUACUAUGAGUAUACAGAAGCAAGCCCUCCCCCUUUAUUUUGGGCACACUCAGACAUAGGAAAUACCGCAUUUGUUUUCCUGAUUAUAAUGCUAGUGCUUCUGUCUUGUUUCCUAAUGUUCCAUUCGCAUUGCAGUACCUAUUGUGCUAUGGAACUGUGUUUUUUGACCAAUAAUACUGGCAUGUCAUGCUACAUAUCAUGUCAUUGGGCCCAACAACAAAUGCCAUUGGACAAUGACAUUUUGACCCUUCCUGCACAUGCAUGCUUGAUUCCCCCAUUAAAAAGGCAGGAAGGAACUGUAUGCUGGUGUAGCGCCCCAGGUUUUGUCACUUUACCCUUGCAAUUAUCUGGGUUAAGGGGGCUGCAAAUGGAUUUUUUUCUGGAAUCAAGUAACAUGGAAAUGACUGCUAAAAUGCGCUAUAUUCCAUUUGUUUCUCAUAAGUGGCGUUUACGGUGUGUGAAGCCGCAAAUGUAAGGAAGAAAUGAAUGGAAUGAGAAACACUGGUAAAGUGGAAGAAGCUAUUGUGUGAAUGCAGCUUUAGUUGGAUGCCAUGGGAUUAAACCCCACAUAAAUAAACACAGGAUUGUGACCUUAAGGAAGUUGCAACUGAGCCCCACUGCUUUCUAUGUCACAGACAUCUUGCUCCUGUGCAUGUCUGAAAUUUUAAAAAUACACGAGUCUUUAAUGGUUGUGCAGUAUUUUAUCCAGUUCUGGGUUACCUUUUCAAUUUGUAAUAUUUGUAUUUCCCCCUCCCCUCUUUUUGUAAGUGCUUUGGGAAAUCCCAGCUGGGGUUGGGUGGUGAUAGGGAGCAUGUGGUAAACAAUACAAACAGAUAAAUGCUUAGAGUUAAUUCAGCAGAUGUUAUCCUCACAUAAUUCUGCAUUGGAUUGCAGCCAUAAUCAUAAAUUAACUUUUGCUGAAUCAUAUUUGGAUUUUCUUUGACAAUGUAAAACAAAUAAAAAACCUCAGUGGCAGUGAAAAAACACCCUAACAACAAAAGAAAACACAGGCUGUGGGUUGUAGUUUUCUCCCUCUUGCUUUCUCCCGGUCAGGCCAGCCUCGAUUAUGGGAUGUACUCUCGGGAGGAGGAGCUGCUGCGGGAAAGGAAGCGGAUCGGGACGGUUGGUAUCGCCUCUUACGAUUAUCACCAAGAAAGUGGCACCUUCCUGUUCCAAGCCGGAAGUGGGAUUUACCACGUGAAAGAUGGAGGUCCCCACGGGUUCACGGUAAUAAAAGACGGCAAGCUAGACUUUUGUGAACUGCUCUGUGCCCUGGGUUUUAGGUACAGUGCCCUCUGGAGGGAGGAGGCUAAAGGGAAAGUUCAGCCUGACCACAGUGCUGGAAGUGGGUUACAAUUAUUUGCUAGUUGUCCAAACUUCAGGGGUUAUUUAUUUAUUUAUUUCAGCAUAUGUAUAUGUUGUUAGUUCAUACAGUAUAGCAUGGUGGGGGACAACAAAAAAUAAAAUAGCUGAAACAUAAACCCCACAAUAAAAUAUACAAUGCAAUAUGCUAUAAAAUGCAAAACACCAUGAAAACUAAAGGGGGGAAGUGUCAUCAAAAUGAUCAAAAAAUGUAGACAGUUACAUAGGCCUAUCUACAUUGAAAAAGAUCUCUAAGAGACAACUGAAAAUCAAAAGUGUGUGUGACAGUUGCUGGAAACGGCAGGGGAGAGUGCUCUUGUGCUCAGGUCCUGCUUGGAGAGUGGGAGCAGGUGGCGCUGUGGUCUAAUCCACUGAGCCUCUUGGGUUUGCCGAUCAGAAGGUUGGCAGUUCGAGUCUGCGCAGUUGAGGUGAGCUCCCGUUGCUCUGUCCCAGCUUCUGCCAACCUAGCAGCUUGAAAGCAUACCAGCACGAGUAGAUAAAUAGGUACCUCUGCAGCAGGAAGCUAAACGGCGUUUCUGUGCACUUUGGCACUCGUCACAGUGUUCCGUUGUGCCAGAAGCGGUUUAGUCAUGCUGGCUACUUGACCCGGAAAGCUGUCUGUGGACAAACGCUGGCUCCCUCGGCCUGAAAGCGAGAUGAGCGCCGCAACUCCAUAGUCGCCUUUGACUGGACUUAACCGUCCUGGGGUCCUUUACCUUUACCUGCUUGGAGGUUUCACAUGAAGGCUGGCCAAUGUGAGAACAGGAUAACGGGCUAGGGGGCUCCCUUUGGCCUGAUCCUGCAAGCUCUUCUGAGGCUCUUAGGUGCUUGCCACAUUCUUGUUGGAAGAGUGUUCCACAAUGUGUAACCAGAGGUGCCUGACUCCUAGUGGAGGCCAAUUGGGCCUCUGUAACAUGGGGGACAAUUAGCCAUGUGGUGCUGAUCCUCCCCACCAACUGAGAUCUUCUGGAGGAGUUUUCCUUCAGUCUCCUCUCUCAUAGCACUGGAGCUCUGGACCAUCCAAUGAAGCUGAGUAUCGGAAGAUUCUUGACGGGCAAAAGGAAGGACUUCUUCACACUGUGCAUCGUGUGGGAUUCACUCCUAGAAGAGGUUGUGCCUCUACUUCAUUGGAUGACCCAUUGACUUCUAAUAUUCUUUAUUUGAAAGUAGCACACACUAUUCUAAAUGAACAAAUGCUGCUUUUAAUUGCUGUCUGCCGCAUUGCUUAUGACUGCAUUUGUGUGGUUUUCUUAUUAUGGCCUCUUUUGGUGAAGGAAGGGCGAGUUAUACGCAUUUGAAAUAAAUGAAUAAUCAAAUAAUAUUGCGAGAGAGGGUGAGAAACAUCUCCCGGUCCAUUUGAUGCCCCUCCCUUUACUCUCCAUUUUUCCUAAGCUAAUAAAGUCCGUAAGGCGAUUCAUUCUUGCUGACUCUCACUGCAUCCCAGACACUUUCUGCAAAAAUUCCUUGAGCCUCAUGGGAAGGGUUCUCUAGUUCAAAAAGGCUGUUUUCCAGUGUCUUUCUCUCCCACGGUCGUUUUUUUGCAGAAACAACCCUUGCAGCCCAAUUUGGUAGAGACGAGCUGUCCAAACAUACGGAUGGAUCCCAAGCUCUGCCCAGCAGAUCCAAACUGGAUUGCUUUUAUCCAUAGCAAUGACAUCUGGAUCUCCAAUCUAGCAACCAAAGAAGAACGGAGGCUGACAUUUGUACACAAAGGUAUGGUUGCCUUUAGCAUGGGACAAAUGCAGAAGAAUGUCGAGGGCAGCACGAGUGGGGCAGUGUGAGGAGGCAAAAGUGGCUUGGGAGUUACAUGUGAGCCGAGUAGGUGACGCAUUUCUCAUGGGCAAGGAUGCCCCAACAGAGUAGGAGGGCCAUCUGUCUCUGGCAUGGGGUCUGUAGAGAUUGUGCCCACUUCAGUUUGCAGAACUGGCACUGUUACAGGUGCCACAUAAUGCUAAUUCUGCAGUUGUAAGAAAUGGAUCUUUUAGUGUAGUGGCACCUACACUUUGGAAUUCCCUGCUUGUUGACUUCAGGAAGAUUCCUUUGCUGAACUCCUUUCAGUGUCUGCUUGAAACAUGUUUAUUUAGGCAAGCCAGUCCAUGCAUGCAGAUGUCGACGUGUUUUAAUCCAGUGGUAGUCAAAUAAAAUUUGGCUGCCGCCAUCUGACUCUCUUAAAAGAGAAGCAGAGUUGCUUCAAAGAGUGCUUUUGCAAAGCGCAAGUCCUUUGCCAAAGCCCUCUUUGAAGCAGCCACUCAUGCUCUUUUAAAUAUUGGUGCAGUUGGCAGGGGGCUUGUCUGUCAACCUACUCUGUCAGUCAGGUACUUAAAGGAGAAGGAGGUCGGCUGUUUCAAAGAGUGCUUUUGCAAAGAAUGUUAAGACAACUCCCCUUGCUCCUGUUUGAGCCUGUGCAGUCCCCUUUUAAACCUCCGACAUUAGAAGUUUAAAGCAGGAUGGUGGACACUUGCAAAGUUAUCCAACAAAUUUUGAUAGGUCCACUCGUCAUAUCUGGCCCGCAAAGCUGACCCUCUUAAGGGCCUGGUCCAGAGAGCCAGAGGGGUUCUCCAUCCCCCCUGUGGGGUGGAGUCCUUGCCAUUCCAGCUACAAUAAUGGACAUUUUAUGGGUCACAAUGCAUGCUUCAAGCUUUCCAUGGGCAUUCUUCUCUCUGAAAAAUAAUGUUUCUUGGCAUUGCCUGCAUAGAAUUUGCCAACAUUGAAGAGGACCCCAAGUCUGCUGGGGUUGCUACUUUUGUGCUACAGGAAGAGUUUGACAGAUACUCCGGCUACUGGUGGUGUCCCGAUUCAGAGAUGAGUAAGUAUGCAGAGUAGCAUUAACUCUUUUCACUGCUGCGUCACACUGUUGACUCAUGGUCUACUAAGACCCCUAGAUCCUUUUCACAUGCCAGAUGUCCCCCAUCUUCUAUUUGUGCAGCUGGUUAUACCUGCCAAUGCAGAACCUUGCAUUUGUUCCAAUUGAAUUUCAUUUUGCAUCCAUCUUUCUGGUAGCUGUAGGUGGAGGCAAAAUCCUUAGAAUUCUGUAUGAAGAGAAUGACGAGUCGGAGGUGGAGAUAAUUCAUGUCACAUCCCCCAUGUUGGAGACAAGGAGGACAGAUUCCUUUCGGUACCCCAAAACCGGUGAGAUAGAUUGUGCUAUGGCUCAAAUGGGGGCGGUUUAAUCCUAGUGAAAGCCACCAGCAGUUCCUUUCCAUUUCAGUGUGAAAUUUAUUUGCUUUGGGUUACAGUAUAUCUGACAAACUGCUAGGUCCACUCACGUUUAUGGGUCUGUGUCAGUAACGUCCGGUAAUUUCAACAGGCCUACUCUGAGUAGGACUAGCAUUGGGUUCACCCCUGUAUUACUAUUUCACUUAAAAAGUACAAGUAUCCCAAGAUACCUUGGGAUAAAUACACUUCAGGUUAAGUAUUUUCGGGUUGCGCUCCACAGCGACCCAGAAGUAACGGAGCGCGUUACUUCCAGGUUUCGCUGCUCGCGCAUGCGCAGACGGUCAAAAUGACGUCACGCGCAUGCGCAGAAGCGGCAAAACGUGACACGUGCAGACGCGUAGUCGCGUCUUACGUUCUGUUCAGGAUGCGAACGGGGCUCCGUAACGGAUCCCGUUCACAUCCCGAGGUACCACUGUAUUUCCAAACCACUUCAAGAUUUAAAAACGUUCUGAGUGGUCAGAUGAACAUGAAACUCUCAAACAAUAUAGUAAAAACAGAGCGGGGUGGUGGGGGAAGCCAUACAAAAUUAUCAAUGGUACAGGAUCCAACCUUAUAGAAUAAGGAAAGCUUGUGCAAAAAGAUACAUCUUUACAAGGUGUGGGAAGCAAAUAAUUGAAAAGCCAUUUCCAUGUGUAAGGGCAGCAGCAGAAAGUGCCAAUUUUUAGGACACUGCCCUGAAAUAAUUCUGCCAUUCCUUGGUGACCAUUGACUGCUGUCUUUUCUUUUUCAGGUACCGCUAACCCCAAAGUAACUUUCAAGCUGUCUGAAAUAACCAUCGACGCUGAGGGCAGAGUAAGUCUGAUGCUCUAAUUUGCCUCAUUUGAAUCAGUUUGGUGACUUGUCUAGCCUGCUGGCAAAUGGGGCAACUGCUGGAAAGCAAAUGGGGCAAGAAACAUGAGGCGUUCAGACAAAGGUGGCUAGCCUUUCCUGUUCCGAGGGCCACAUUGCCUUGUUUCAAAUCCUCUGGGGGCCACAUGCCCGGCGGGGGUGGAGGCAAAGGUUUGGAUUCUUGCACUGCAAAACGGGAGGUACAUUUCACAUGGUUUGCAUUAUAGCCAUUUUAAAAUCUUUUAAAACUAGUGUGGUGUUCUGGUUAGAGUGUCGGACUAAGGAGCUGGGGGAAACCAGAGUUCAAAUUCUCACUCAGCCAUGAAGCAGACUGGGUGACCUUGAGCCCAAACACUGCCUCUCAGCCCAUCCUGUCUCCCAGGGUUGUUGUUGGGACUAAUUGAGGAGGGGGCAAACAAUGAAUGCCCCUUGUGCUCCUGGAGGAGGGGGGAUAUCAGUGCAGCAAAAUGAAUGAAUAAAUAAAUGAUCAUUGCGAAUUGGUAGGAUUAAUGCCUGCGUAUUGUGGGAACAAGGGUGGCGUUGUGGUCUAAACCACUGAGCCUCUUGGGCUUGCCGAUCAGAAGGUCGGCAGUUCGAAUCCCCACGGCGGAGUGAGCUCCUGUUGCUCUGUUCCAGCUCCUGCUAACCUAGCAUUUCGAAAACACACCAGUGCAAGUAGAUAAAUAGGUACCGCUGGAGCGGGAAGGUAAACCGCGUUUCCGUGUGCUCUGGCUUGCUUCCAUCCCGGUGUUCCAUUGCGCCAGAAGCGGUUUAGUCAUGCUGGCCACAUGACCCAGAAAGCUGUCUGUGGGCAAACGCCAGCUCCCUCGGCCUGAAAGCGAGAUGAGCAUCGCAACCCCAUAGUGGCCUUUGACUAGACGUAACCGUCCAGGGGUCCUUUACCUUUACCUUUUAUUGUGGGGUUAAUUUAAUUAAGAUGCAUAUUAACUGAAACAAGUCCAUUAAUGUGCAAACCAUGCAUUAAUGAAUUACAAUCACAGUAAUUUGUGAAAUUAGUAGCUUAUAUUUUUAUUUUAUGUAUUAAAUGCGUAUGCCACCCAUCCUCCCAGAGGAGCCCGGAGGGUAGCAAACAGCAAUGGAGAAAACAAUUAAAAAAAAAAAAUUAUUUAAGACCUCUUAAAAGCAGUCCCAGUGCAGAUGCAGACUGGGAUAAAAGAUAUGGACCUAAAAGGCUUGCUGGAGGAGCACACUUUGGGAGAGCUUUUCUGAACGGUACUUCCCUCACCUCUCUUGGCAGAUUUCCGAUGUGGUUGACAAGGAACUCGUCCAGCCCUUUGAGAUCUUGUUUGAAGGCGUGGAGUAUAUCACUCGAGCAGGAUGGACCCGAGAGGGGAAAUAGUGCGUGUUUUUAUGGUUUCCUGCAUUUCCCCAGCAGCUCUUGGCUAGAACUGGACUGUUCUGAGCAGGAGGCAAACUCCUUGUGUUGGAGGGCUUUGUUAUUAUUGGGUGUGGCGUAAUGGUUAGAGGAUCAGCCCAGACCUGGGAUCCCAGGGUUCGAAUCCCCGCUUGGCCAUGAAGCUCACUGGGCGUGACCUUGGGCCAGUUAUUUUCUCUCAGCUUAACCUACCUUGCAGGGUUGUUACAAAGAUAUAAUGGGGAGUGGAGAACAGUGUAUGCCGCCUUGAGCUCCUUGGAGGAAAGAAGGUGGUCAACAGAUAUAAUAAACCCUUGGAGGUUCUUAAGUAGAGGUUGAAUGGCCACCUAUCAUGGAUGCUUUAGUUGUGAUUCCUGCAUUGCAGGGGGUUGGACUAGAUGACCCUCGGGGUCCCAUCCAACUCUACAAUGCUUUGAUUCUAUGAAAUAAAUUAAUGUUAUUUUUUAUUAUGGUACAUAUGACUUAGUUCCAACAUAUGCUUCUUUUUUAGUUUUUAAUAAUAAUAAUAAUAAUUUUUAAAUACAUUUUUAUUUAAUAAUAGUAAUAAAUAGUAAUAAUAAUAAAUAAAAAUGUGCACCCUGAGACCACUCCAUUGUAACUAUCCAACCUCUCAAAAUUUCAACACCUCUUGCGAUGCUUUGAUCCCUUUCCAUUAACAUGCUUCUAUGCAGUUUGCUGUAUUGAUUUUGAGACCUGUCAGGUGCUGGUGGUGGUUGCUCGCGAGUAACCAGGCAGGACUCCGACCUGUCUUUUACAGGUUUUAUUGGUGCAAACUAUAUACAGUGCAGAAACACAAAGUUCAUGUCCAUCCUAGUCGCUUGCAGAUUCCGGGAGUGGCCCCUUCUGGUUUCUCCCGCAGCAUAAGAACUUAGACACCCCAAAUCUCCUCCUCCCCUCCUUACGUUUCACCCCUCUGCAGACGAGGCGCUGCUGCUCAACAGCUUUGGAGGCUCUCUGUAUCGCCCUGCCUCCCUCCCCUGUUCCGAUGGCAGUCCCCUGACAUGACCCGAUUGAGGGGCAUUCCAAAAUAAAUAAUAACAUUUAUAAUACAACAUAUUUGUGAUUGAUAUGAUAUGAAAUCAGCCUUGUUCAGUUGUUCCAAAUGACCCUUGCAUAGUCUCUAGCUGUUUUUUGUUGAGCACAAUGUCCAAAUCUCUUCCUUGGAUAAUGAUGAUGAUGAUGAUGAUAAUUUAUUUAUACCCCGCCCAUCUGACUGGGUUUUCCCAGCCACUCUGGGUGGCUCCCAACAGAAUAUUAGUAAUAAAAAUAAAAAAGUGAUAAAACAUCAAACAUUAAAAUCUUCCCGAUACAGGGUUCCCUUCAGAUGUCUUUUAAAAGUUGUGUAGUUCUUUAUCUUCUGGACAUCUGAUGGGAGGGCAUUCCAGUACCGAGAAGGCCCUCUGCCUGGUUCCCUGUAACUUGGCUUCUCGUAGUGAGGGAACUGCCAGAAGGCCCUCGGAGCUGGACCUCAGUGUCCGGGCUGAAUGAUGGAGAUGGAAACGCUCCUUCAGGUAUACUGGGCUGAGGCCGUUUAGGGCUUCAAAGCUCAGCACCAACACGUGGAACUGUGCUCAGAAACGUUGAAGGAAGCCCCACUGGCAUCCACAGGGACUUGGGUUCGGAUCUCUCCAACUGGGGUUGUGGGAGCUGGUGUUUCGACUGCUGUGCUCAGCCGUAGCUCUUGCCAUGUUCCGAAGCUUUCCCCCUUCCGUCCACAGUGCUUGGGCCAUCUUGCUUGAUCGCUCUCAAACGCGGCUUCAAAUUGUGCUCCUUCCCCCCGCUUUAUUUAUCCCCGUGGAAGAGGAUGCCAUGGAGAGGCAGAAGCUGAUCGACGCAGUGCCCGACUCUGUCACGCCGCUGAUUGUUUACGAGGAAACAACAGACAUCUGGAUAAAUGUAAGAACGUUAUCCCCUUGAGCGAAGUCCUGCUAGCAGCCCCUAGACCAGGAGUGGGGAGACUUUUCAGGCCAAGGGCCACAUUCAGCCACCUGGGCGACAGUCCGGGGGCCACAUGCUAGUGGUGGGUGGAGCAAGAGGCAAUAGUGGGUGGAGCAACAGGUGUGGCUCUUGCCUUUGUGCAACAGACUUAAGUUCAGGCCACACCCACGUCAGAGGUUUUGCCUCUGCCCCACUUCAACAUGUGAUUUUCCAUCCAGGCAAGCAAAAAGCAUUGCCACAGUCCAAGGACACAUUCAAGCCAGAUACAAGCAAGGCUGAGGAGGGGUGUGGCCUAGUGAAGGGGUGGGUCCUCAGGGCCGGAUAGAGAGGCCUGAAGGGCCACAUUCAGUCCCUGGGUCUGAGGUUCUUCAGCCACGCCCUAGUGUGAUGUCAUAGUUAUAACAAUGUUAUAACUGCUUGGAGGAAAAGUGUCAGCUACAGAAUCUCGACAACUAUUGCAGCUUCUAUAUGAAAGUUUGUGGUCAGUUUGCCUGCCCUACAGGCUCCAGGGGAUGGUAGGUGCUGAUUGUGUCAUCGGUAAGAAAUGACUGGACAGGCAGGGGAAUUUUGGAAGGAAGGCACCUCAAAGGUGAUGGAGAGAGAAGGACUGAGUUGUUCACAUCAGGGUAGGCUGAUUUUGCUAGUGACCAUAUUUCCAGGUAACACUAAACUGUGGUCCAUAGCACUGCGCUGGCCAGCCUUAAUGCUUUGUGUCCAGGAGGAAGACUUUGACAGAGCUUAGUUUCAGUUUCAAAGAAUCCCAGCUUAGCUUUAAUUGCUUGUACUAGGGAUCCUUGUUUGAAACAAACAGAUAAGUUUCACAGCAAGCCCCCUCCAAAACUUAACUAAACAGAUCUUGUGUUAAGCUAAUUCUCCCCUGGUCUCCUCGCUGGCCCAAAUAGGACUAAUUUAGCCAGCUAGCCCUGGUGAUCAUCUAAUGUUUAUUGGAUGGAUUUCCCCCCUAAAUUGAUUUUUGAAUUCUGAAUUUAUUGUUAUUCAUGUUUUAUACUGUAUUUUUGGCUGUUUUUUGUUGCAUCAAUUAAGUGUUUUAAAUUUGUUGUUAGUCGUCCUGAGCCCGGUUUUUUGAACCAGGAAGGGCAGGGUAUAAAUAAAAAUUUAUUUAUUUAUUUAUUUAUUUAUUUACCAAGAUUCCUGGUUCAAACAUAAAGCAAACAAAGCUGGCGUUCCUUAAAAGUGAAAAAAGACUCUGCUGUGACUGUGCUGGAAGAGGAAAGAAAGGGGUGUGGGAGGCAAAUGCUUUGCUCUGCAUUGACUAGGCUUGUCCGCAUAAUAUUAAACCUCAGUUUACAGUUGCGUGCGAAUGGGCUCAAUCUCCAUCCUUCGGUUCAACUUCCAACCCUCCUGUGUUCCAACAGGUCCACGAUAUCUUCCACGUUUUCCCCCAAACCAAUGAGGAUGAGAUAGAGUUCAUCUUUGCCUCUGAGUGCAAAACAGGAUUCCGCCACCUGUACAGAAUCACAACCGUUUUAAAGGAGAGCCGGUACAAGCGCUCGAGUGGAGGACUCCCUGCUCCAAGUAACCAGCUUUGGCCAUUUUUGCUCCUAAGUUCAAAUGAAAUAGAAUAAUAGAGAUUUCUUUCAGGUUGGCAUCCCAGCAUUGCAGUGGCCCAUUAGGCUUGGAUUGGGGCUGUAAGCACCCUGCCCUUCCGCAAGUCAGCUUGUGCCCCACUUUAAAAUAAAAAAAUUAAGCUGCUAGUCCUUAUGAUUUUGAAGAUGAGUUUGAAGUGUUGGAAGGAAUCUCAGUAGCCCAAGAGGAAAAAUAUGGAAAGUGUGGGUGCUUUGCUUUGUCUAGACCGGUACCCAACGUUUGUGGAAUACAGUGUGCAAACGAAGCAACAAUUUGCAUUUUCUCUCUGUAAUCUAGACUGGAGAACUUGACAGCCGAAACUGGCUGGCUUGCCUUGUGCUGGGCAGGCAAGGAUCCAAACCUCAGCUUGUAAAGCCCAGAUUUCCCUUGCAGGGAGUUGGACUAGAGGAACCUUGGAGUCCCUGCCAACUUCUGUGAUUCCUUACCAGCCUUCUUGCAUGUCAAGAUCAGCAGAGGGGGCCCUCUGGGUUGUUCCGCCGCCCUCAGAAGUGUGUGGGGUGACAGCCCAGGAGAGGGUCUUGUAGCAGCCCCAUAGGAAGCCUUUGCCUUCUGUUGGACUACAGCUCCCAUCAGCCCCUGCCACCGCGCAGACAUUCCGAUAAUUUUGAUCUUGGUUUUUGCAGGUGAUUUCCUGUGUCCCAUCAAAGAAGAGGUGCCAAUUACCAGUGGGGAAUGGGAAGUUCUUGGCCGACACGGGUCCAACGUAAGACCCUUCAAUUUUAUUUUAUUUUUAAUCUGGCAAAUGCAUUUGGGAAUUUUAAGUAUGUGCUUGACCUUUCCCCAUCCCCAAAAAGCAUGAGCUUAAACAUGGGUUGGGGGGAACGCGGGGGGCGCUGUGGGUUAAACCACAGAGCCUAGGACUUGCCGAUCAGAAGGUCGGCGGUUCGAAUCCCCACGACGGGGUGAGCUCCCGUUGCUCAGUCCCUGCUCCUGCCAACCUAGCAGUUCAAAAGCACGCCAGUGCAAGUAGAUAAGUAGGUACCACUCUGGAGGGAAGGUAAACGGUGUUUCCGUGCGCUGCUCUGGUUCAUCAGAAGCGGCUUAGUCAUGCUGGCCACAUGACCCGGAAGCUGUACGCCGGCUCCCUCGGCCAGUAAAGCGAGAUGAGCGCCACAACCCCAGAGUCAGUCACGACUGGACCUAAUGGUCAGGGGUCCCUUUACCUUUACCUAAACAUGGGUUGAGCAUCAAGCUAGUCUGAUCAAGGGGGAAAACUUUAAUGCAACCUCAGUGCCCACAUAGUGAAAAACAGAACAGACAAUGCAGUCAGGGAUUUGUGUGGAAUUAUCGUUUAGGUUCAUUGUUGCCGUUGUCAUUUACUGAUCACAUUCCACAUACAUAUCUUAUGUAAAAUGUAGAAAACCUAACAGUGUAGAAAGUAUAACAAAAACAACUAAAAACAGUAUGUGAUGGGGGGUGGGUUGUUUUGUGUUUUUUGAACCGCAAGGUAAUGUGGACACCGAUGGCAGCGACCAAUUUGUCUGGUUAGGAAGGCUUGUCGGCAGAGAAAUGUCUUCAGUUGUUUCCAGAAACUGCAGAAAAUUGGUACCUGUCGUAUCUUGACUCGGCAGCUAUUACACAGAACAAGGGCAGCCACACUAAAAGCCCAGCUCCGAGUUAGCUGCACAGCAGAUCUCUCCAGUAACAAACAAGAGAGGGGCGUUCCUACCUGUGACACGCCACUUUGCAGCUUGAUUCCAUGGCUCUGUGGCCCCUACAAAGUAACUGGGCAUGAGGAAGCAGCCACAGGGGUUGUGCAACCCCACCACAGGCUCGGGAAUCUGUACACAGCCCCCGUUUUCACAUCCUGUUAGGGAUACACCCACAAAAAUCCAAACUAGAAGUGGAAAAAAAUCAUGCAGUUGAAGUUGUGUAAUGGAGGGAAAACAGGCAUUGCAGCUCUCGGAAUCCCCACUCCUCCCCAGAGCAGGGGCAUUGGUGUCCCAAAGGAUCUUUCUGGGGGUGGGAGCAAACGAGACAUCGAAAGGGAGGGAAGUCGGCUAAUUUCCCACAAAAACAGAAAACGAGAAUAGCGUUUGUGUGUUUUCCUUCAUAUCUCAGGUUCUGCAGAUGCUAGAAGCCUCUUUAAAAAAAAAAAGUUGGCAACACGGGUCUCAAUAUUCAUCCAGGGAGGGGUACACAUCUUUUGAAUGCUCCCCGCUAGUUGAAAUCGAACAUAGUUGGCAUAGUUUGUGCUGAGAUAGAACCCUUGUUCCUGAUGUGCUAGUCCUCAGUUUGCAGGGAGUUGCAGUCGGAAGUGGUAUGUGCCCUGCAGUGAGUGGUAUAGUCUGUCCUACCGCUUCAUUCUCUGGCCAGCGUCAAGAUUCACCUGAGAGCUUUAUCCUGAGCCCGGAGGCUGCAGUGGGAAGUAACUUCUUCCUUUAGGUAUACCUGGGUUUUAAAUUAGCUUUCCACAUAGGCAGAUGAAAUGAACUUAGUACUAAAUCCAACCUGGGAAUUUUUGAUGGUACAAACUUGGGUCACUUCUGUGUUUUUGUGUGUGUGUGUUUGUUUGUUUUUAUCAGAUCCAGGUGGAUGAAGCUAAAAAACUGGUAUAUUUUGAAGGUACAAAGGAUUCCCCCUUGGAACAUCACUUGUAUGUUGUUCACUACGAGAACCCCGGGGAGAUCAAGCGGCUGACAGAAGCUGGUUUCUCCUACGCCUGCUGCGUCAGUCAGGUAUUUCACCUCCUUUGCUGUGGUUUUGUUCUGUGCUGAGUUCCCACAUGAAGAUAGCAGGAAGAAACUGUGUGCUGAUGCAGAACUCUGAAUUUCAUCACUUUACUCCUGCAAUUUUAUGGGUUAAUUGGUUUUCAAACUGGUUAUUUCUGAAACCAGUUAACACAGGCAUGAGCGCUAAAUGUCUCUGAGAUUCCACAACGUUUCCGGAGAUGGCUUUUAUGUUGGGUGGAAGCUCAAAUAUAAAAUGGAAACUAACAGGGAAAUGGUAUAAAGCACCGUGUGAUGGCAGCAUAAACCUUGAGGGAAAUUGCCUGGUAGGCCCAAGUUGGUUUUCAGAGGUGGUCACUUAUUUCUCCUCCUGCCCUCUAGAACUGCGACAUGGUGAUUUGUAAAUUCAGCAACCAGAGGAACCCGCAUGAGGUGUCUCUCUACAAGCUGACCGGCCUCGAAGAUGACAUUUCCAACAGGUCCAAGGAAUUCUGGGCUACCAUUUUAGAUUCCGCAGGUAUUUCAGAUAUGGUGCCAGGCCUUUAAGAAGGUGAAAGGACAUCUGUCCCGGAGCCUUGUUUCAUCCUUGCCCUCAUGCAUCCUCUGUGACAACUCUUCCUUUAUUUGUCGGUUCGUUUCAUGUGUGAACCAAAGCUUACAAAGCAUCCUGAAGGAAUUUUGCAGUACUUCCUCAUGUGAGGAAGCCACUUGAAAACUGGUGGGACUCUUGUGAGGUGGAGAUGGGGAACCUUUUCCACCUCAAUGGCCAUAUUCCCUCAUGGGCGGCCUUCAGCAGGCCACAUGGCCCUGGUGUGCAGAGCAACAGAUGCAACUAUGGCCUCUGUAUGGUAGGCCAAGCCAGAGUCAGAGGUUUCUCCACACCCACCCACACCCCUCCACAUUCCAGGCCAGGCAAAAGCAUUUGAGGAGGGUUUUCUGGAGAGAGGAGGGUGGCCUAGGGAGGCUCCUGAGGGCUGUGAGGCUUGAAGGGCCACUUCUGGCCCAUGUGACUGGGGUUCUCCCUUUCCUGGUGUAAGGAUUGUGGUUGUGCAGUCAGAAUCUAAUUUUAUGCAGGGGUGUACAGACUUAAACCCAAACGGCCUCGGCCCAGUAUACCUGUAGGAGCGUCUCCACCCCCGUUGUUCAGCCCAGACGCUGAGGUCCAGUGCCGAGGGCCUUCUGGCUGUUCCCUCACUGCAAGAAGCAAAGCUAGCAGAGGGCCUUCGCGGUAGUGGCACCUGCCCUGUGGAACGCCCUCCCGUAAGAUGUCAAAGACAUAAACAACUAUCUGACAUUUAGAAAACAUUUGAAGGCAGCCCUGUUCUGGGAAGUUUUUAAUAUGUGACAAUUUCAUGUAUUUUUAAUCUUUGUUGGAAGCCGCCCAGAGUGACUGGGGAAACCCAGCCAGAUGGGCGGGGUACAAAUAAAUUAUUAUUAUUAUUAUUUUUAAAAAGAUAAAGGAAGCAACGGAUAGGAGUACAGUUUUGAAGCAGAGGGCAGAAACCUUCUAGGCUUUGUCAUACAGUCAUACCUUGGAUCCUGAACACCUUGCAAGUCAAACGUUUUGGCUCCCGAACACCGCAAACCUGGAAGUGACUGUUCCGGUUUGCGAACGUUCUUUGGAAGCCGAACGUCCAACAGUGCUUCCGCGGCUUCCAAUUGGCUGCAGGAGCUUCUUGCAGCCAAUCAGAAGCCAUACUUCGGUUUCCGAACGUUUUGGAAGUCGAACAGACUUCCGGAACACAUUCCGUUUGACUUCCAAGGUACGACUGUACAGCACUCAAGACUGCUUAUUUUUAUAACCGUUUCAGGUAAAGCACCUAUUGGCUAGUACUGGUGACAUCCUGGGUGCCAGUAGGGACACCCACACCCACACCCACCCAUCUGAAGCUGUUCCUAAAUACGCUUUGCUUUAAAUUUGAGGCUUGUGGUUAUUGAGAUGGGUUGGACUGAAGGGUUUGGGAACCUGUGGAUGUUCAGCGUCCAGAUACAAUGGCCAACUCCGCUCUGCCAUGCUGAACGCAAACGACAGCUGUGCUUGCAUCCUUGCAGGGCCUCUCCCAGAUUACGUCCCGCCCGAGAUCUUCUCUUUCGAGAGCUCCUCAGGGUUUUUGCUUUAUGGGAUGAUCUACAAGCCCCACAACCUACAACUCGGGAAGAAGUACCCCACAGUACUCUUCAUAUACGGGGGCCCCCAGGUCAGUUGAUAACAUUGUUCCUGGAAGCUGUGAAUAAAAAAAUGUUGUUUUUUAUCAGCCCCCAUGUGUGCAAUGUAGAAGUUUAAUCUGCGCUUCCUUCCAGGUGCAACUUGUGAACAACCGGUUUAAAGGGGUCAAAUACUUCCGCCUGAACACCCUAGCGUCCCUUGGUUAUGUUGUGGUGGUGAUUGACAACAGGGGAUCCUGCCACCGCGGUCUGAAGUUCGAAGGUGCCUUUAAAUAUAAGAUGGUAAGUUGCUCAAUAGGUACAGAAGUCCUGACUCAGGUCUGAGUGCUGCAACCUUGCGUUUUUAUUAAGAGAUGAGAUAAUCUCAUAGAAUUCUGCCUUAGAGGCCUCAUCCCUCCUUUCCCAGUUGCAUUUAGGCUCGGAAAAAGCAUUCUGUUGGAGGUCAUAGAAGGCUUUCCCCCCAAGCCUAAUUCUGAUUUUUUUGGGGGGGGGGAUAACAGCUGGGGAGUGUAAGGUUAACCCUUCCCUGUGCAUGAUGACACUUCCCCCUGCCCAUUGUCCAUGAUGCCAUUAUUUUUCCAAGCCUAAUAUUAUUUUUGGGGGGUGGGGGUUGGUUUCUUCCAACAGGGACAAAUUGAAAUAAGUGACCAAGUGGAAGGUUUGCAGUACUUGGCCUCCCGAUACGAAUUCAUCGACUUGGACCGGGUUGGCAUUCAUGGCUGGUCCUACGGGGGAUACCUCUCCCUUAUGGCCUUGUUGCAGAAGCCAGAGAUCUUCAAGGUAGGAUAAUGUGCAACAAGACAGCCGGCUGUGUGUGUGUGUGUGUGUGUGUGUGUGUGUUGUGUGUUGUGUGUUUCCAUUUCCAACUUUUGCAAGAUGUCCUGUUCAUUUGACAGUUCAAGUCUUGUUAGGAUCGAUUGUGCCCUCUGUAAAUAUAACACAUAAGAAGAUGCUUUAUGCUGAGCCAGACCCGUUGGUCCAUCUAGCUCAGUAUUGUCAACACUGACUGACAGCAGCCCUCCAGGGUUUCAUGCAGGGAAUCUUUCCCAGCCCUACCUGCAGAUGCUGCCAGGGGUUGAACCUGGGACCUUCUGCAGGUGAUCAACCCUUCUUGACCUAUGGUCCUUCCCCCAAAGAAUCCCAUUUGGAAGGGGUCAGGUUUGUAUGGGAAAAUUCACUUUCAGCCCCCAGUCAGGAGAAAACGAGUGCCUGCCUCAUAAAAUGAAAAAGUUGGUCAUCUCUGCCCAUGGUGACCGAAAGGUAUUGGUACCACUAUAUAAAGUUGCAUAAAACUUGGAACUGGAUAACUUGAAAGGUGGUCUUUUAUAUACCCAGCCCAUCGGCUCCAACAGAUACCAUCUCAUCAGCUGGUCUAUUCUGUACAAUGUCGCAAUAGGGCAUGGGUAGGCAAACUAAGGCCCGGGGGCCGUAUCCGGUCCAAUUGCCUUCUAAAUCCGGCCUGCGGACGUCUGGGAAUCUGUGUGUUUUUCCAUGAGUAGAAUGCUUUUAUUUAAAAUGCAUCUCUGGGUUAUUUGUGGGGCCUGCCUGGUGUUUUUCCAUGAGUAGAAUGUGUGCUUUUAUUUAAAAUGCUUCCUUGGGUAUUUGUGGGGCAUAGGAAUUCGUUCAUUUCCACACACACACACACCCCAAGAUAGUCUGGCCCCCCACAAGGUCUGAGGGACAGUGGACCGGCCCCCUGCUGAAAAAGUUUGCUGACCCCUACAAUAGGGCCUUCAGAGUGGUGGCACCUCCCCCCCUUUUUUAAAACAGUAAAGUCAUAUCCAGAGUUUAUUUUUUCUGAUAAAAGUCAAUUUGAUUUCCAUGUGGCCACAAAUUCACACACAGACAGCUGCCAUCAGUGGCAUCAAUUGUGGAAGGGAGACAUAAGCUAUAUGUCAAAGGAAGAAGGUCACAUUAUGGAAAAGGUUAUUUAUGUAUGCAGCAACUGCUGCCCGUGUUUCAUUAGCCCCAAAAUGGAAAACGAGCGAGGUCCCAAACAAAGAAGAAUGGCAACUUAAAUUGACAGAUAUGCACAACUCGCAGACUUAACAUGUAGAAUAAGAGAACAAGAAGAACAUAAAGUUUAGAGAAGAUUGGAAACCGUUUAUUGAAUAUAUGGAAAAUAAUUGUGUACGGCUGAAAAUGCUGGCAGCAUUAAGAUAAAUUCAGCAGUGUAAACCGAUUGGUAUAGUUUUUGUAAAAUAUGCAGGGAUAUAAGAUAUAUCAAAUGAACUAUGGAAAGAGAAGAAGGGAAGUCACUGAUAUCUUAAGGAUGUAAAAUGUCUAUUUGAAAUUGUAAAACAGAAAAAUUAAUUAAAAUUAUAUUAAAAAAGUGGGGAGUCACAUUGCACAAAAGCUACCAUUGGGGUUUUCAACUUUUUCUUUUUACUGUUAAUUUCAUUGUUUCAUUCUUUUUGCAGACUGCUUUCAUAUUCCCCCCCCCCAAACAAUCCAGUAUUAUAUAUGUACAUUUUAUGAAAUAAAUGCAUUAAUGAGAAUAACACAACACUGAUGGUUUUCUUACCCAUAGGUCGCCAUUGCUGGUGCCCCAGUCACCCUGUGGCUCUUCUACGAUACAGGCUACACCGAGCGCUACAUGGGUCACCCAGAUAAUAACGAACAGGGCUAUUACCUCGGCUCUGUGGCUAUGCAAGCGGAUAAGUUUCCUUCAGAGUAAGUGUGUUCCUGCCCCCCCUCACCCCCAACUGUGCUAAAUUCCGACCUAACGCUGCUGUUUCUUGCCUAAUUAAAUGCUUAAACGGUUGCGUGGUAGUAAAGAACCACUUAAUAAACUUGAAUGGGCAUUUACAUAAUCACGGCCCAUUACGAGUAAUCUGCUUUUCUAGCCUUGUUGUCAUUAAAGUAUUAACUUUUGCCUCAAGAAAUUGCAGGCGGACCUCCCCCCUGCCUCAAAUUACGCAAUUAGCCCCAGUGCUAAUUAAGUGCAUUAAUUAGACAUACCACCCUAGUGGCUGGCUGUAGAUCAGCCACAGUUGUUGUUAACAGGGCUUGAGAGGGAAGAUUGUGUCUUCUAUCCUAGAGUGGCCCUGUCAGCUCCUCCAUACAGACACAUACACCGUCUGCUUCUUCUGACUUAGGCUGGUAUUCUGCCAUCCGUUCCCACCUUUUCUUAUUGGCCUGGGCUUUAAAUUCUGUGUUUAAAUCUUCCGGGACGGUGAAUGGAGAAAUGGGAGGCUGGAGGAAGUGUAUUGUUUUGGAGCCUUGGGAUCAGCGAUGUGAGUUUUCCAGAAAACUUAGAACACAUUUCUGCUGUCCUAAAUCAAUGAGAGAUCUGAUUUCACACAGUUGUUCUGAUUUGAUUUGCUUCACAGAGGUUCACCCCAUAAAUAAUUCUUGGCAUUUGCGCCAAAAAGUGGUAUGUAAAUAAACUAGAACAGGCAUAUUCUGUAGAUAUGAGAACCGUUAGCCCAAUAUCCGAAAGUAGUUAAAUCGUUUUAUUACAAGGGGAAAAUCAGUUUAAGUGCAUUUCAGCUGUGAUCCUCUGUGCUGGGGGUGGCUGGCCUGUGGUCCUAUAGUUGUUGCGGUUCCCCAGCAUCCCUGACCAUUGGUCAUGCUGGCUGCAGGAGCCAUUGGGAGCUGGGGUGCAGCAACUGGAAGGCCACAAGUUCCCCAUUCCUCCUAUAUGUGUUUCCUUGUGAGUAAGUUCCAUUGAACUUAUUAGGACUUAUAAGCAGCCAUCGAUAGGAUUGUGAUAUUCGCAUGGUUUAGAUGACCUAGCUAAUUCAAAACUUUGUCUGAAAAUUAUUUUGUUGGAAUUCUAAACAUGGAUGAAGUGAUUAUAUAUAGUGGACAGACUAAGAAUGGGAAGUUCUUUAAUCUCUGAAUUGCAUGUUGUCUAUUUCCUCUUGAAAGUUCUUUGCUAUCUCUUCUUCUUAUCUCUCUCUUUUUUGUCAUGUUUUUAUUUUACUUAGAAUAAUGUUGGGCAAAAAGGAUAUUUGAGAUUGUUUUGUAUUUCUCUUUAUAAACUCUAAAAAAAAUAAUACUUUUUUUUUAAAAAAGGAAUCCCAAACAUGUCAGCUUAAAGCUUCCCUUCCAUUAUUUAGAUUUUAACUGGAGGGCUGAACGAAAAAACACUGGAAAAAGUUAACAUAACCCAUUUAGCAGGCCUAAAGAUCUUUCUGUGUCACUUCAUAGGGAUAGUCAGCUGAAAAAACAAUUGCCACUCUGAUUUUCAGAUCCAGGUUUCAGUUGCCAAAGUAUGACUUGUGUUUGUGCAUUUUGUUACUACCGGUAAUUGGUUUUAUGAAUCUCUAUUUCUGAAUAAUUAAAAUGGGCUGUGGGAAUAAUAAAGCAGUGGGGAAAAUUCCAACCCUGGGGGUCUGUUAUUUCACGCUCCCCUACCGGUAUUAGCUACAUAGGUAUCUUCAGACGAUACCAGGAUUCGAAGAAAUUCUAAUUCAAAUGAUCUGAAGCUUUGCUUACUGUUUCUCCCCUCAUCCUUUCAGACCCAACCGGUUGUUACUGUUGCAUGGAUUCCUUGAUGAAAAUGUUCAUUUUGCACAUACCAGCAUUUUGCUUAGUUUUCUGGUCCGGGCUGCGAAGCCUUACGAUCUACAGGUAAGAUGCUCUAGGGCAGCCUUCACCAACCUGGUGCCCUCCCACCUAUUUUGGACUACAACUCCCAUCAGCCCCAGCCAGAUAUGCCUUUUGGUCACAUACACAUCUCCUUUGCUCUUCCCUUCACAGUAUAGCAAACAAACCAAGGAGUCUUCCAUUAACUAUAGUUUACCGUUUUGUCCCAACUGAGAAACCGUGGUUAGUACCUUCGGAACAAGCUAGGCUUCAUAUCCUGGCCUUCUCUGAACCUCCUAACCAUGGGUAGGCAAACUAAGGCCCACGGGCCGGAUCAGGCCCAAUUGCCUUCUGGAUCCGGCCUGCGGACGGUCUGGGAAUUGCGUGGAUCGCCAGCACGCACGUUCUUUCCCUCUUCCUCCCAUGGCGGCGGCUCCUCCCUCCCUCCCUCCCUCCCUCCCUCCUCCUGGCUUCUCCCCACCCUGCCUAGAGGAGGAAGGGGGCUGGGCUUUGUUGGUGCCAGCAGCAGCAGCGCUCGAGCGGCUGCCAUUUUAAGCAGCCCCUCUCCAGAGCCCUUUCACCCUUUAUUUAUACAUAUAUAUUUAUUUUUAUUGGCAUUGUAAGAGAAUAGAGGGUCCAGAGCUUGGUUGGUUGUGUUUGGUUGGUUGCAGUAUGUUUUGUUUGCAGGAGGGUGGUGGGUUGAGUGGGUCGGACACUCUUGUAGGGGGAUUUAGAAGACAUCUGAAGGCAGCCCUGUUUAGGCAAGCUUUUUUUGUUAGAUGUAUUUUAAUAUUUUGUUGGAAGCCACCCAGAGUGGCUGGGGAAACCCAGCCAGAUGGACAGGGUAUAAAUAAUAAAUUAUUAUUAUUAUUAGCCGUUGACAUGUUGUGCUGUAUAUGUGAUAAGGGGGGCAUUUAGAGAAGCAUUUGUAAACCCCUUAACCAGGCUUCCUCAAACUCGGCCCUCCAGAUGUUUUGAGACCACAAUUCCCAUCAUCCCUGACCACUGGUCCUGCUAGCUAGGGAUCAUGGGAGUUGUAGGCCAAAAACAUUCAGGAAGAUACCUAGCAACGCACGACACAAAAGCGAUAAUAUCACGGCAACAAUAAUGCAGUGAUAGAACUUAAAACCUGUAAAGCAGUAGUAUAAAAGCAUAUUAAAAAUAAGAAUUCAGACAGCGAAGGCAGGGCCAAAGAAAGCCUGGGCAGAAAGAUAAAGGCCUUACAAGACGUCUGAAGCAGCAGAUUAUGUGAAUACCUCAAGAAAGAAGGAAAAUUGACUCCUUUCCCCCCUUUCUUUAGAUCUAUCCACAAGAGAGGCACAGCAUCAGGGUCCCUGAGUCUGGAGAACACUAUGAACUGCACCUCCUGUAUUAUCUCCAGGAGAAUCUGGGCUCACACAUGGCCGUGCUGAAGGGAGAGCACUGAUGACACCUCCCCCUCCCGCCCACCCUUCCAGGAACUCUCAGCACAGACAAAUACAGCUGCUUAACCAAACGCCUCGGAAAGGGGCGUCAUGUUGUUGGUGCCUGCUUCCCACACAGAUCAGUCGACACGUCCUCGGCCUUGCUUCGUUUUAUUUCUCCUUAUUUUUUUAAAAAAGUCAACCCGGUGCCAUACAAGGAGACGACGCUGUACAGCAAGUGAAUACUUUUAAAUGUAAAUAAAAAAAGUCAACAUCUGUGCU
This is a messenger RNA of Podarcis lilfordi (Lilford's wall lizard), 26317 nucleotides long. The record is from the annotation of a GenBank genome assembly. Lineage: Eukaryota; Metazoa; Chordata; Lepidosauria; Squamata; Lacertidae.